Drosophila takahashii is the source of this 1407-nucleotide messenger RNA. RefSeq lists its product as uncharacterized. The record is from RefSeq and is a predicted model, not a curated record. NCBI's taxonomy places the organism in Eukaryota, Metazoa, Arthropoda, Insecta, Diptera, Drosophilidae.
AUGGCGAACGUUAAUUUGCAGAUGCCGCUCAUUGCAGCCGCCACCACCAUCCUGACAAUUGUGAGUGCCUCCACCUCCGCGGAGAUGGCCAGGAACCACCCAGCGUAUCACAAUAUGGGCUCUUUGUUCGACAAUCGAUGGCUGCCAAUGGAUCAAGCAAUGCAGCAGCAGCAUCAUCAUCCCAAUCAUCGGUAUGGCUCGGCCAAAAUUCCAGGCGGCGAUGCGGGUGAGAGGAGAGCCUUUAGCAGCAGCAACAGCCACGGCCAUUCCUCAGGCUCCCGGCAAGGAUUGGCCACGGUGCUCAACGGACUCACAAAUCUCUCGGGCCUGGGGCACAUCAGCAAUGGCUACGGCUCGGUGGCACCCACCCACACGGAGGCACUGGCCCUGGGCUCCAACAAGCAUGAGAUACCCAUUUACGAGGAGCACAAUGAAGAUGCCGCCGCGGUGGCCGCCGUUGCGGCAGCGGGAGCUCAUGAAUUUGGCUCGGGAAAUGGGGAGAACAAUCAACAGCAGCAGCAGCAUUCGCCGAUUUACAAUUAUCCCGGUGGUCAUAGUGAUGCUGGUGGAUUUUUGCCACCCUCCUACGGGUCAGCGGGAUCUGGUGGUGAGCAGGGCUACGACUCCUGGUCGCCUUUGCCCGAGGAGCAACAGCAGGAACAGCAGGCGGCUCAUCCGUAUGCGUACGAUAAAAUUUCAACGGGCAAUUUCCUGCCGCAGUACGAAACGGGUUCGGGAUACGGCGACCAGCAGGAGCAACUCUACCACCAGCUGCAACAGCAACACCAGCAGCUGCAGCAGCAACAUCAGCAACAGCAGCUACUUUACCAACAGCAACAGGAGCAGGAGCAACACUCCUCGUAUUUCGGCCAACAUGACCCAUCAGCCUCUGGUUCCGGUGCGGCAUCGGCUUCAUCCGCCUCGAGCGGAUCUGGUGCCGAUGACUACGAGGAGCAUCCCGAUGCUGGCCAGGAGCAGAGCUCCAACUACUUGUCGGAGGCAAGUGGUCAUGGCCAGGGACAGGGUCAAAGUCAGAGUCACAGCCACCACUCGCACCAUGUGGAUAUCAUCAACUAUGUGCCGGUGAAGCAUGUGAAGAAGCAGCAUGUGCCGGUGGAGAAGGAGGUUAAGAUACCCAUUUCGCAUGCGGUCAUCAUACCAGUUCGCAAACCCGUGCCCAUUCACAUACCGAUCACGAAAAAUGUCCAGGUGCCGGUGGAGAAGGAGCUUAAGGUGCCAGUGGAGCGACUCAUACCCGUGCCCGUGGAGAAACACAUCCCGGUGCCGGUGGAGAAGCAUGUGCCCUAUCAGGUGAUCAAAUAUGUGCCCAUCAAGGUGCCCAAACCUUUUCCCGUCAAGGUGCCCGUCUUCAAGACAGUGCUUCACAAGGUCAAGAGCUGGUGGUAG